AUGGACGAUUUGCCUCCUCAACCCACACCUCAGCAAUCCUACCUGCAACUGCAACAUCAUGGCUCUCAACCCAGCCAUCACUCCCAUCAUAAUAAUCUGAAUAGAAAGUAUCAUCAACAAGCACAACAGCAAUAUAAGGUAUCAUAUAGACCGCCUCCUCCUCAACAACAGCAGCAACCACAACAACCCUCACCACACUACCAACAAGUACCACCGCAACAACAAGUACCACCACAACAGCAAUAUCAACAAUAUAAUACACCACCUCAACAAGAAUACUAUCAACAAGCACCUGGUCAUUCUCGUGUACCACCACAAGGAGGUUACCAACAACCAUAUCUGAAUGUUCCUCCACAGCAACAAUAUAGUAGCGCACCACCGCCUCCCUCAAUGCAGUACCAACAACGUCCAUCGUAUUCUCUGCCUCCGCCGGCUCAACAACAAGUAUAUCAACAACACGCACCAUCACAAUCAAGUCAGGCUGCGCAAUAUCAACCACAAACUUCAAAUAAUGGACAUUAUUCAAAGCAUAACAUUUCCAGAGACUCGUUGGAAACCACCAAGACCACUGCAACCACUUCCUCAAAGCAAAAAUUAGAGAGCGAAUUGAGAUCAGUUUUCGAAAAAGUUGAUACUAAUGGAUCUGGCAGAAUCUCAGCUAAGGAAUUGUCGCAUGCUUUAUUAAAUUUUGAUCGUUCCAGAUUUCAAGACUCUACUAUAAAGCUCAUGAUCAAUCUUUUCUGUGGUCCUGACUCGGCCACAAAAUCAUUGAACUUUGAACAAUUUGUUUCCUUGUGGAAGUAUCUUUCUGCUUACAAGAAGUUAUUUAUUCAAGCUGACACUAAUAAAUCUGGAGAUAUUUCCUUUGGGGAGUUUCAAAAGAUAUUGGAACAAAUUGGUUAUAAAUUGGAUAUUGACUUGGUAUUGAAUUUAUUUCAAAAGUAUGCUUUAUUAGAAAGUGGAGGAGUUGGAAAAUUGAGAUUUGAUAAUUUUAUUGAACUAUUAGUAUAUUUGAGAAAAUUAACAGAUGUGUUCAAAAAAUAUGAUAAGGAUUUGUCUGGUACUGCCACAAUAGGCUUUUCGGAUUUUUUGUUUGAGGUUACUAAUUUAACAUAG
Molecule: messenger RNA, 1116 nt
Organism: Candida albicans SC5314
Lineage: Eukaryota; Fungi; Ascomycota; Pichiomycetes; Serinales; Debaryomycetaceae
Exons: 1
Coding region: 1-1116 (371 amino acids)
Molecular function (GO): calcium ion binding
Source: RefSeq, a predicted model, not a curated record